Molecule: messenger RNA, 423 nt
Organism: Pollicipes pollicipes
Lineage: Eukaryota; Metazoa; Arthropoda; Thecostraca; Pollicipedomorpha; Pollicipedidae
Product: E3 ubiquitin-protein ligase LRSAM1-like
Exons: 5
Coding region: 1-423 (140 amino acids)
Source: RefSeq, a predicted model, not a curated record
AUGGGUGACCUGGGAGUAAGUGACCUGUCGACGCGAGCAGCCAUCCUGCGCCAGACGGCGCUGGCCAGGGACGAAGACGAGCUGAAGCCUCGCGCGCCGUCCGCGCCGCCGGCCGAGACGCCGCCGUCGGCCCCGGCCUGCGACGGGGCGUCCGCCGUUGCGGCCGGGGAGGCCCCGUCCACCGACGCAGAGGGUGCGGCGGCCGCUACCGACCGGACGUGUCAGUACCGCACCGCCCACACGGAGCUCGAGUGUGUGGUCUGCAUGGACCACAAGACCGAGGUGAUAUUCCUCAACUGCGGUCAUCUGUGCGUGUGUCGCCAGUGCAGCGAACCGCUGCACCCAGUGCCCGAUGUGCCGCGGCUGGUGAACGCCGUUCAGGCGCUUUACGCCCUCCUCGUCGGUGACGAUCAACGCGCCUAA